GUCCGGAGCUGUGAGCAGCGCUCCCUCUGCGGUCCCGUCGCCGGUCCCGACAGCCGUCACGUGCGCCCAGCUCGGAAGACUGCCGCCCCGCGCCGGCCUGCCGACACCCGACACCAUGACACAGGCGCUUCUUUUGGCCAUGCUGCUGGCCGGAGCCGGCGCCCAGUCGCUGAACCUGAUGGAGUGCCUGCCACAGCGGCCGCUGGAGGACGUGGAGGGCAACAGCCUGAGCGCGGACGUGCUGCACCUGAGCCAGAUCAGCGUCCCGCAGUCGUGCGUGCCCAUCCUGUGCGCGGCGGACGUGCUGAUCGUGCACGUCGUGGCCGGCGUCACCUACGCCUCGGUGCACGUGGACGACGCGACAGAGCCCGGCGCCGGCUGCAUGGCCGACGUGCGGCAGUCGCGCGACACCUACCAGCGUUCCAAUCUUCCGAUGACGUUCUACUCGGCCGGCGACCUGCAGCUGGUGCUGCACGACUCGGCGUGCCCGGCGGCGCGGCGCGACAAGCGGCGCCUGCUGCUGCUCACCGCGCUCAAGGGCAGCUCCGUCCAGCCGCUGGAGGCAUUUAUCCUGUGCCAGUCGGAGUUGCAGGUGACGCGGCCGGCCAUGCUGGUGCAGCCGCACAGCCAGCGCGGCGUCGUCACGCACGUCACCAUGUACUCGGGCCCGCAGGCGCGCUCGGCCGCCGCCGGCUUCGUGCCCCAGUACGCGCGCCUCGAGCUCGCCAGCGACCUGGUCGUGUCCGUGCUGAGCUCGUGCGUCGGCGACCCGUCCAAGAUGGAGCUGAUCAACAAGCUGGGCGCCACCUGGCUGGGCGAGAUGGACUCGUGCAUGCGGCUGCUCUGCCACUCCAGCAUGGAGGAGCUGGCGCUCGGCUACUACAACUACCUGCUGUACGACGACGACAAGGUAGAGGGCGAGGCCUGCUUCAAGGCGCUGCAGAGCAACUCCAUCGGCUCGACGGUGGACACGCCGCUGACGCAGGUGCGCGUGGUCAGCGCCGAAGGCGACACAUGCACCGGCACCAAGAUCAUGGUGCUCAACCCCACCUACUCGGGCACCUCGAAGAAACUGCAGCGCUUCCUCUACUACCAGGCGUACAAGAUCCACUCGUUCGACUGUCCGGAGCUGGCCGAGACGUGCCUGCGGCAGAAGCUAGCGCAGCUCGGCUACGACGGCCCGCGCGUGCCGACCCAGUCCGAGUUCCCCUACCAGUGCGCCAACCUGCUGUGCGACUCCCGCGUCGGCCUCACGCCGGCCGCCUUCCAGCCGGCGGCGUUCCGCGUGACCGUCGAGAACGAAAAGAUCCGGCCGCUCAACAACGUGUGCUUCAAGUCGCUGAGCCGCUCCAAGACCAGCCGGCGCGCCGACGAGCAGACGGUGCAGACGGACGUGCCGUCCCUCGGCGUCACCGUCAUCUUCAGCUUGAUGUAGAGACGGCGCCCGGCCGCGCGACGCCGGCGGUGUUAUCCAUGUUAUCCUUAGCUGCAGCGUAAGAGCAUGUACAUAUCCAUGUUGUCUCUAGAUGCAGCGAUGAAGCGUGUGUAUAUCUGGUACGUAUAGCGUUGGGCGUUUGCGUGUUGUACCUGGUGUGCUAUAGUGCAGCCACCAGGCCCAAGAGCAAGCAAGGAGCCCCCGCGCUGCGGAUGUUUCUUCACCAAAUGUCGCCGAGGCGUCGCAGUAUUCUCACUGACCUCUUCUGUGGAUGCGCACAGUUGGAGGGCGGUCUCUCAUCGUUGCGCGUGUCUUAUGCUCUGUAGCCAUCGUUGAAGACCUUACUCAUUGAAGUGUUUCAUUUGUUGUGUGUAAAUACAUGUCUGCCGUAACAAAA
Molecule: messenger RNA, 1832 nt
Organism: Pollicipes pollicipes
Lineage: Eukaryota; Metazoa; Arthropoda; Thecostraca; Pollicipedomorpha; Pollicipedidae
Exons: 2
Coding region: 116-1435 (439 amino acids)
Source: RefSeq, a predicted model, not a curated record